Messenger RNA from Talpa occidentalis (Iberian mole), 6049 nucleotides. RefSeq names its product mitochondrial ribosomal protein S25 (gene MRPS25). NCBI's taxonomy places the organism in Eukaryota, Metazoa, Chordata, Mammalia, Eulipotyphla, Talpidae. The transcript has 6 exons. The coding region runs from base 39 to 560 and encodes 173 amino acids. Gene Ontology annotation, molecular function: structural constituent of ribosome. Gene Ontology annotation, cellular component: mitochondrion. The record is from RefSeq and is a predicted model, not a curated record.
ACUCCCGCCGGCCGGCCCGACCCGCCGCCGCCGCCGCCAUGCCCAUGAAGGGCCGCUUCCCGAUCCGCCGCACCCUGCAGUACCUGAGCCAGGGCGACGUGGUGCUCAAGGAGUCGGUGAAGGUCCUGACGGUGAACUACAACACGCGCGGGCCGCUGGGCGAGGGCGCCAGGAAAUUUGUGUUUUUUAACAUACCUCAGAUCCAAUACAAAAACCCUUGGGUGCAGAUCAUGUUGUUUAAGAACAUGACACCAUCACCUUUCCUGCGGUUCUAUUUAGAUACCGGGGAGCAGGUGCUUGUGGACGUGGAGACCAAGAGCAAUAAGGAGAUCAUGGAGCACAUCAAGAAAAUCCUGGGGAAGAAUGAGGAGACCCUCAACAGAGAGGAGCUGGAGAAAAAGCGACUUUCCCACCCAGGCAACUUUGGCCCCCGAAAGUACUGCCUGCGGGAGUGCAUGUGCGAGGUGGAAGGGCAGGUGCCCUGCCCGGGCCUGCAGCCCUUACCCAAGGAGAUGACAGGGAAGUACCGAGCCGCGCUGAAAGCCAGCGCCCAGGACUAGGCCUGGGGCCCGGGGGUGGUCCCACCCAGCUCUCAGGCUCGCCCCUGGUUCUGUCCCCCAGACUGCGGGGUCUUAGCAAUAAAAAGGUCCGGUUUACACACCUGUGUAAAAGGACGAGGGCGGGGGGGUGCUUGAGAAAGGGCUGUCUGCAGUUGAGCUGCUAACUGAAUGUUCUCGCUCCAUAAUGUCAAUAAAAUGCUCUUUAAUCACUUGGUCAUGUGGUGUGCGUCCAGUCUGACAGGCGCAAGGAGGCAGCCUGUGUGGGACAAGGUUUGGAGUGGGGAAGGUGAAGGCCACACCUGGUGGUCUCCCCGUCUUGGACUGGUCCUGUGGCCCUUUCCUGGGCUCCAUUGGCUUUGCAUCUUCUUCUAGACCUCACUCUGGAGAGAAGUUAAGAGCCGUCGUGGCGUGGUUGGGUCCGCUGAGCCGUCUGGCUGGCAGUGAGGACGUCUCCUCUGAGGAGGCUCUUCGGAUAUUUCUGAAGCCCCAAGCCUCAAGACAGCCUCACGGAAGUAUUGCUGCCCUCCGCUGUCCACAGUGCCCCCGCCCGUGGCUCACCAGGACUGCCCUGAAUCCAAGUAGUUGCCCCUUGAGAGAGAGAAGCCCAGUGAGUGAUGGGACGGCACCCCCCGAUGUACAGGCAAGUGACGAGUCACAGCUGUGAGCACCACUAGGAGACCUUCUCUUGGUCUCCUCCUCAGGCUAGAGGUGAUAAAUGACGGGUUGGAACGGAGAGAAAUCACUGUGGAUUUUUAUGAUCGCUCUGUUGUUGAUACACACGCGUGAUGCUCACCAGGCAGUCGCAACCUCGUUCUGAGGUCACGGAGGGCCAUGGGGUAGCGCCUCUUAGGUCUGGUGGUCAGCGGGAUGGAUCUGCCAAGAGCCUGACUGGACCUUGGGACACUCCCCUGUAGAAUGAGCCGUCAGGUGCCAUGACGGCGAGUUCUUCCCAACCUCUGAAACCUUUUACCUCGGGUAGCAGACAUCCUCCCGGGACUGCUGGUCUGGGCUGAGCUCAGCAUGUGAGACGGCAGCCGGAAGCCCCAGCUGUGUUCUCCGGAAACGCUUGCGUGGCUUCAGGACGUGCCCACCGAGGAGCGGCCCUGCCAGGUGGACGUGGUCCUGCCGGAGUUUUCCACUAAAGCAGUCUGACAGACGAGAAGGAAGGAAGCGUGGGAAUUCCAGCAGCUGGCGGCCUGCUUCCCCAUUUUCUAAAACGCUCCCGGAGCGGCUCUCUGCUGCAUACUGCCUCGCAGUUGGGGGCCUGCCACUGUCAUCAGAACACUCGCCGACAGAGAUGCCGAGUCUGGAGAUGGUGUGAACAACCCUGACAUUUAAGGUCCACAGAGAAACUUUCCAUUCAGCUUCACCAGGCCCUGUGCACCCCGACCCCCCGUUGGGUCUGACUGAACUGCUGGCUGACACAGCCCUUCUCAAGGGGACGCUGGGAAUGGAAACCAGGAAAGGAACCGGCACACUAUCUGAACAUGCAACCCCCCAGAUCCUGUUCCUGGGAGUCCUGUCAAAGAGUUCAAAAUGCCCACCCUGCACUUUUUGGUCAGAAGGCUCAUCUCCCAUAAAUGGUGGAGGUGAUUUGGGAUAUUCUCAGUUGCUGCAGGAAUUGACAGUUAAUGCCUGACUGGCUGCAAUCCAGUUCUGCGAACCAGUGACCGGAAGAGAGCCCCAGGUUUGGAGGUGCCUAUCGAUGCCUGUUACAGACCAGAACCAGAAGUCAGGGAGCCCAACAAACAGCAGCGCUCAGGCUGUGACUUCUGUCUGUGCCCCGCUGACUGUGCUACCACACCCCCACUUACUGCAUGACACACACAGAUAAGCCACAUUUUCGUUCACAGGAAUCCAGCCCAACACCACCAAUAUGUGCAUCAAAUGAGGAAUGAUCCCUUCUUCAACACAAAUGAUUGUCUCCUGUACCCUACUGCGUUUUCAUGGAAAUCAUCAGCAUUUCAGCAAGACAUGUAUAGUUUCCAUUUGCCCUGCCCACAGGCAAGAUGUUGCUAACAUCAUCCGUUGAUAAGAAGUGCUCAGAAAGUGCCUAUAUUAUUACCCUGGUAAUUAGUAGCUAUUAAUUCCAAGGACAUUUUUAAUAUAUAUACACACAUACUGUUCUCUUAGGUUCUUUUUAGUUUUCUUUAAUACUAGUCUCUGACAUUAUAAAACUUUGUUUUUGUUUUUUGCCCUUUGAGAAUUUCUAAAUACAAAUUGAAUUAAAAGAUUGUUCCAAAAUCGGCUUCAUCAAAAGGCAUUAAAACAUUUCUUAUGGCAGGAAAGGAUCCUACUAGUCUUUUAGUUGCAAUUGUCUGGGAUUCACAAGAAACAAGGUAGGCGAUGGCUAACAGAUUGGGAAUAUUUGCACAUACCAAACACCACUAGUCAGUCUCUGUGUCUGAGCGGUCCCGGCGUCCUCGGCUCCCCGCGGGCGGGCGGCGUGCGCUAUAGGCUGGCUCCGGUGAUCUGACCGUUGUACUCCGCCGUCUCCAUCUUGAGGAUGUAGGGGAUUAUGCUGUCUAUCGAAACAUUGCCAAUGAGACCGGUGAAAAAGAGUUCCUCGGUUAUGUUGGAGCUCAUCAGCCUGAGGGCCGGCAGGCGGACGAGAAUCCGGGCCAAUCUGGAAGAGGGAGGGGCGUUAGAGAAAAGGGGGGUCCCCGCCCUCCGGAAUGGGCCCUGCGCCGGGCGGGGGCCCCCCGCUGCACUGCCCGGAAGCGAACAAACAUCUCCCUUCUGCCCUGUUUUCCUCCUCUCACGGGAGUUUAUCCUGAGAACAACGAGCGCGUCCCACGCGGUACUAACAGGCAGCUUCCCGUCACUGUUCACCGCAGCUCCCGCUCUGGCGGCUGCCCCGCCGUGACAAAUACUACAAACUACAGUAGCCAAAGAGAGGCAGCCUUGAAACCAGUUUCUGCGGGAGCAGCUCACUCGGUACAGCCCACUCACUCCUUCAGAGGGGUCGAUGUAGCUGCGGGAAGGGAAACCUGCGCGCGCUGCCACGCCUCUUCGGCGGGGGCUGGCCAGGCGGGCGCAGCGAACAGCUUCUCUGGACGAGGGCGGUCUGGCGAGGACUCUGGCCUCGUGCACCGUGUCGGGAGCACUGACGCCCACCCCUCCAAAUGAGGGGAGCGGCCUGAAGUCUAUCCAGUCGCCCAGCGACACGAAAGGCCUGCCGUCCCCGCCCUCUCUGUUGGCAGAGCGUGAGCCUGACAUGGCUUGCAUUUGUAACCGUGGAUCCGGCCACAUUGUUUCCUGCCCCGAAGAGCAGGUGCCCGAGAGUCUCACCGGUAGGUGUCUUCCGAGUAGGUUUUCUGAACAUAGUCCUGCAACUCCAUCUGUGCCUUUUCUUGGAAUUUUUCAAUUUGGCUUGUGCUGGUCAAACCUGGAUGAUCUGAAAAGACAAAGCCCCCAGAUUGCCCUCUGCAUUCCAAAGCCUCAGUUACAGGCUUCUUAGCACUUACUUUUUAGUCAAAUGUCUGACAUCGCUCAAGUACAACAGACUGAACUCUGACGCUGAUCUAGUUGGGGCAUUAUUGCUAGGACACUGGUUCUUCCUUUGCGCUCUGGCCAAGGUCUGAAGGUUCCCAAGAGGGGGCUGGGCUCCUGCGUGGUCACACCAGCCUCAGCAGCCCGGCUGGGGCUGAUCUGGACAUUUGGUUUCCUGUUACUCUACAGAACACAUAGAUUUUAAAACUGAAAUUAGAAAUUACUUUCUACAUAGAUAAUCCCAUAAUUUACCCCAUUUUGAGUAGCUAUUUUCAUGUUUAUGGGUAGAAAGCUGGGGAGGGAGCGGUUAAGCUGUGUCCAACCUCAGCUGUCAAGGACAGUGGUCAACCUAGUUGUUUCAUUCCACGCAGAGUCCUGCCGCUUCUGCCCUACAGACACCGCGGGGGGACGUGUGCUUCUCGGGCUGCACAUGCUGCCUGCUGACCUCACGCGCAAGUUCACAAAGGGCAGAGCAAACAAAGAGGACCCUGUAUAAUCUUGAGAUUGCAUAUGCCAGUCUUGUUUGGCCAAAGAUCCAAUUAGCAUACACACUAAGUCCAUUCAGUACAUUAAGGUGCUAGGCAUUACGGCAUUUCACACGGAGACUGUACAGGCAAGAAUUUAAAAGAACAUGUGUACGUGUGUAUUUUCUGUGGGCCUGCUAAGCACUCCCAUGAAGAGAACACUUAGUCGCACACAAUCUGGGUAGGUGCUCUCUACCACUGACAGCUUGACAUGUUCAUUUCAGAAGUAUCAGUAGGCACAGGUGGAAAACUGUCAUGAGUCACCACCGCAUAUCUUACCGGGGCUAAAGAGAACUAUAGCUUUAAGGUAUGCAUACUCAUAGCCGUCUAUAUCCAGCUUCGCCAUACUGUUACAGAACUCCUGAAGCUUCCAGAUGUGCUCCAUGACUUGCUUUAUCCGGUCACCGGAGAGUUUAUCUAGAAAUCAACAUCACAGAUACUCAGCAAGGGUGACAAGAACAGGAAAAUGAGCUGCUCUGAAGGGCCAUAGGUGGAAAGAAGCGAGAAUAAUUUCACUUUUUAAUGAAGAAACCAGUUAUCUCGAGAUGGUCAAGAGCUUCAUUUUCCAGUUGAAGGAAAGUGACAGUAGGUAUCAAAUUCCGUUGUACUUUCUCCCUCAGUAGCAAACCUCUAGACCAGGGAUUCUUCCUGGCCCCACUGGGCAACACCUUGGCCUGCAGGUGCAAAUUAGUAGUCCUUUUUUCCUUCUGUUCUUAAUGUGAACUGACAGAUGAGUCUUAAUGGUUGGGUUUUCUAAGUCUCUACAGAUAUUUAAAUAAAUAUUUGCUGACCUGAACAUUAAAAUGCUGGCAUCUUUUAGUUGUCAGAACAUUUUUCAUUUAUGUUACUGUGUUUAAUCAUCAUGACAAUAUUUUACUGACGCUAUUACACUUGCUUAAAAAUAAAGUUAAGGACCUCCCUGGUGGCGCAAGGGUUUAAGCACAGCCCUAUGAAGCUAUCUGCAGCCUCUGCAGCACAAGUUUGAUCCCCGGCCAGCCAGGGAGCAACCCCCAUGGUGCAGCAGACCUCUCGUGUCUCGCCCGCUGCUCCCCUCAGCAGUGUACUUCGGUCAAUCUGCCUGUUCUGUUCCCCACUCUGUCUCUGGUGAGUUCUCUCACCCCCCGCAUCUCUGCCCUGUACCCCAGCUCUUGUAUGCGUAAAUAAACAAACCUUAAAAAAAAAGUUAAAAUUUGUGCAAACAUAAAUUCCAUAAAAAUAGAGGAUUUUAAAAAAGUCAACUUUUGGGCCUCCCCGGUGACACAGCAGUUGAGCGCUGGGUUGCAAAGCUCCCCACAGCUUCUGCAGCGCUGGUUCCAUCCCCAGCCACUGGGUGAGGGUCCCACAUGGCGCGCAGACCUAUCCUGUCACCCAUUGCUCCCCUCAGCAGUGUACUUCGGUCCUUCUGCCUGCUCUGCUCCCCGCUCUGGUGAAUUCUCUCACCCUCCCGCGCCUCUGACUGUACCCAGUGCUUGU